CAUGCAGCAGACAUUACAGCUUCCAGAUCCUGGAGCACACCAGCUCCAGUUAAGCCAACCGGGAUCAAAGAUCAUGCCGAAGUCUGACGGAGGAGAGAGGGUACUCAGUGAGAUGGGCUACAGGCUGGGUCAGACGAUAGGGGAAGGCAGCUUCUCCAAGGUGAAAGCAGCCACCUCCAACAAAUACAAGGGCCCCCUGGCCGUCAAGGUGGUGGACCGGCAGCAAGCAUCCCGAGCCAUUGUGUUCAAGUUUCUGCCUCGGGAGCUCUCCAUCGUGCGCAAGAUCCAGCACCCCAACAUCGUGCGCGUCUUUGAGCUCAUCGAGGUUUGCAACAGGAAGCUCUACAUCGUGAUGGAGGCCAUGGACACUACCCUGCUGCAGAUGCUGGAGAAUCUGGGAAAGCUGCCCUGCACCCCCAACGCCCGGGACAUCUUUGUGCAGGUUGUGAGGGCCGUGCGCUACCUGCACGACCGCGACCUGGUGCACCGGGACCUCAAGUGUGAGAACGUGCUGCUCUCCGCUGACGGCCGCCGGGCCAAGAUCAGCGACUUCGGCUUCAGCAAGGAAGUCAAUGGCUACCCAGACCUGAGCGCCACGUUCUGCGGGACAGCGGCCUUCGCUUCCCCAGAGGUGCUCAUGGGCAUCCCCUACGACGCCAAGAAGUACGACAUCUGGAGCUUGGGGGUGAUGCUUUACAUGAUGGUGGUCGGCAGCGUUCCCUUUGAUGAUACCAACGUCCAGAGCAUGCCCCAGCUGCAGAAGAAGGGGGUGGUGUACCCAGAGGGGCUGCCAGAACCCUGCCAAGCCCUCAUCAACCAGCUGCUGCAGUACACCCCGGCCUCCCGGCCUGGCGCGGGGCAGAUAGCCAAGAACCGCUGGCUGAACGGGGACAUCUGAAGGAGA
Messenger RNA from Corvus hawaiiensis (hawaiian crow), 904 nucleotides. RefSeq names its product testis specific serine kinase 6 (gene TSSK6). The transcript has a single exon. NCBI's taxonomy places the organism in Eukaryota, Metazoa, Chordata, Aves, Passeriformes, Corvidae. Bases 2 to 898 code for a protein of 298 amino acids. The record is from RefSeq and is a predicted model, not a curated record. Gene Ontology annotation, cellular component: cytoplasm. Gene Ontology annotation, molecular function: tau-protein kinase activity; protein serine/threonine kinase activity; ATP binding. Gene Ontology annotation, biological process: protein phosphorylation; microtubule cytoskeleton organization; intracellular signal transduction.